GUCACCUUCCAUAUCCGACCAUAAAAAAUCUAGCUCAGACAGUGAUGAACACUCUGCCGAUUACAGUAUCUGGCUUCACCGUACUACCUGUGACUUACCAAAAAUCAACGCACAUCAUAUAUGCACGUCCACACGCUGUAUCUAAAUCAGCUAAAAGCAAGAACAGAAACCUACCAGACGGGCGAACACUAUUCCUAGUCAAUGUACCACCGGAUGCCUCCGAACGCGAGAUAUCUUUGCUAUUCAAAAGUUGUGGGACAGUGGAGAGGGUGGUUUUUGACCACAGCCCAGAGGAAGAAUUGAGGAAUGAGGAGAGCGAUAGCGAUAGCGAAGUCGCAGAAGAGGAUGUUGAGAUUCAGGACGCCGAAGGCCAACCAGAGGAACAGCCUCGUAAAAAGCGGAAAGUCUCCAAAGAAAAGCAACCCAAAGCACCAACAGUUACACCACUCUCAACUACGCAACUCCGUACACUCCGAAACACAGGCGGAUGUGCACAUGUUAUUUUUCUUGACUCAUCUGCCCUUGACAAGGCCAUCUCAGGGCCUAUCAAACCGAAAUCAUGGCCUACAUCGGAAGAGCCGCGGGGAUUAACGCACUAUAUGGCGUUGCAUGAUUCAUGUCGGCCGCCUCUUGACACUGUGAGAGCGCAUGCUGACAGUGCGAUCGAACUCUACGACUACGAACAAGCAAAGAACAAGCAACAAGCGGCGUAUCGCAAGGGCGAGGCUGUCGUCGACGAAGAUGGAUUCACCUUGGUCACUCGCGGAGGUGCUUAUGGACAGACGCUUGGUGGAGGUGUCGGGGUUGCGAACAAGAAAUUCCAGGAGACAGGGAAAAUGAACAAUCGAAAAAAGAAGGAGGGCAAAGAGAAAGAGUCAUUCUACGCUUUCCAGAAGGCAGAGAAACAACGCAAAGCGAUUGUGGAUAUCAAAAAGAACUGGGAGGCAGACAAAGCCCGAAUAGAAAAACUAAAGGAGUCUCGAAAGUACAAACCUUACUAGUACAUUUACCUGUUACCACAACGUGUUCCCUCCAAGUCAGGUCAUCGUUAUACACCAAGUUAUCCAGAAGUAGUCUCAGAAAGCGUUGCAGCAAAAUAAGAUUCGAUAUCUAUGUCAUAAUC
Molecule: messenger RNA, 1123 nt
Organism: Serpula lacrymans var. lacrymans S7.9
Lineage: Eukaryota; Fungi; Basidiomycota; Agaricomycetes; Boletales; Serpulaceae
Exons: 2
Coding region: 45-1001 (318 amino acids)
Biological process (GO): rRNA processing; ribosomal small subunit assembly
Cellular component (GO): UTP-C complex; CURI complex
Molecular function (GO): nucleic acid binding
Source: RefSeq, a predicted model, not a curated record